AUGGGAAGUGGCUAAUCUAUUAAAUAAAGAUCAUUAGUUAGUUGUUUAAAAUUUCUAAUAGAAGAUGUUGAACUAUAUGCAGAUGAGAAAUUGUUGGGCUAUUUAGGAGAAACUUACAUAAAAUUUUCUUGUAAUGAUUAAAAAAAAGGGUAAAUUGUGUAUAGAAUAUUUUUUUUAGAUAGAAAUUGAUAAAAAUUAUUAGGAAAUGCAUUCCACUUUAAAUUAUGCAAUUUGAGGAUGUCUUACUCAAAGAUAUAAGUUCAGCCUUUUAAUACUAAUUAAUUGCCAACAAAUCUAAUAAUAAAUAGAGAUAAUUCUAAAAUUAUAAAUUAGAUUCAGAUUUUGUCAGAAACUUUAGAUUAAUGAAUUUUGAAAAGUUGAAUUUGAAGUAUGCAGGAGAAUAUGAAGAUUCACUAAUAUAAUUAUAUCAAGGACUCAAAACAUAUUGCAACUUAGCAGAUUAGAUUAUUAAAGAACUCAAAAAUAAUCAUUUAGUGUAAAGCUAGGUUUAUGCAUUGAUUUGGGAGCAUUUUUAAAAUCAUUUAAUUUAAUUUUCUAAGGAUCCAUUUUAUGAUUUGAAUCCAAUUAAUAAAAUUUUUGAUGAGAAAUACUAUAAAUUAACACCGCAAUUAAAAAUUGAAAUAAUUGGAGGUAAGUUAUGGGGAUGCUUUGUUUAAUAAUUAGAUGUUCAUUUCAUACUUAAUGAAUUUAGAAUUGCUAGAAGAUCCAAUAAUUAAAAAUAAAUUCAAUUUAAUCAUUUAUUUAAUUCAAUAAUUGAUAUGAAUAUUGAUGUUGCAAAUGUAUAAUGGAUUGGAAGUAGUUGCUUCUAAUUUUCAGAUUAACUUAAAGAUAUUAUCGAAUUUAUUCAAAAAGAUUCAUAAGAGUUAAUGAAUAAUCUCUAUUUUGAAUCAAAUGGUGAUUUAUUAGAAUUUUUUGAUAAAUGGAAAAAGGAUAACAUUUUUCUUAAAUCAUCCAUACCAUAAUGGAUUUGUGAAAAUUAUUUUGAUACCCUUUUCUUUGAAUUUUCUGAAGAGAAAAUAAAAGAGAACUUCAAGUUGCUUUCGAAAGUUGAAUUAUAAUAAAUUAUAGAGAAAUACUCAUAUUAAGAAGUUAGACCUGAUGGAAUGUGCAUUGAACAAGAUUUUUAAUAGCCACUUAAUUCAAACUUUUCUUAGUAUGAUGAAUACUUAUAUUAAAAUAUGGAAAAAAUCUUAAACAAAAUGAUAGAUUGGUUGAAAGAAGAAAAUUUGUUAAGUGACAUACUUUUAAUCAGUGAAAGCACUUAAUAAGGAGGAAGUGCUGCAAUCAAUUAUUAAGAUAUUCAUAAUUGUAUAUUCGAGGAAAAUGAAUAUUAAGUAUAAAGACAUUCAAAAUAAGAAGUUUAAAGUUUGAUUCAAUAUUAACUUCCAGUAUCAAAUAUUAUGAGUGGAUAAGAGGAUAGGAUAGUAAGGAUAUGUAAAAAAUAUAAUUAAGUCAAGAAUUUAAUUGUAUCUAAUAUUCAUUACAGAGAUCAAAAUGUUUAAUUUAGAAACAGAGGAAUGAAUUCUAUUUCAAAUAAGUUACUUGACUUUUUCAGCUUUACUAAACCAGUCAAUGAAAAUUAUUGCAUAGAAAUCAUUAAUUAUCUCGGAAAUCAAAAAUUAAUAGACAAACAAUUAGUAAAUGGUGCUUUUUAAAAUGGUAAUAUGGAACAAUAUUAAGGAUCUAUAGCAGCACAAUUACUAUCUUUAGAAAAAUGA
Paramecium octaurelia is the source of this 1739-nucleotide messenger RNA. The record is from the annotation of a GenBank genome assembly. Lineage: Eukaryota; Ciliophora; Oligohymenophorea; Peniculida; Parameciidae.